Paraphaeosphaeria sporulosa is the source of this 291-nucleotide messenger RNA. RefSeq lists its product as uncharacterized. NCBI's taxonomy places the organism in Eukaryota, Fungi, Ascomycota, Dothideomycetes, Pleosporales, Didymosphaeriaceae. The record is from RefSeq and is a predicted model, not a curated record. The coding region runs from base 46 to 249 and encodes 67 amino acids. The transcript has a single exon.
CAUGGUCCAUGGAACACUGAACGUGCACUCAGCGCUAGAUCACGGAUGUUCAAGAACGCUGCUACCAUGCUUGAAUAUAAGUCGCACUUGCUGGGCUUGGUAGCGAACAUGCCCGGACAGGACACUCUGACAUACUCAACUUUGAUUGAGAAAUAUGGCUCACAGCAAACAUUAUUGUGGGUAGGAAACUCAAAGCUCAUCAUGGACUUCGCGAAUCGCCCUGAGCUCGAGCGAGGAGCGACAAUCUAGACUCCGAUGUGCCAACAAGCAUUCCAUCCUGAAGCCACGUCA